UGAGAGGUUUGUGUAAAGAGGAGGACUAUGCGUUUCUGGGAAUGUCAGAAAAGACAUCGGAGGGGGCUGGAUCUUUGGAGGACGACUGGAGGGAUAAAAGAGAGGAGAGGGUCCGCUGGAGACUGGAGAGGGAGCAGCAGGAAAAAAAGAGACUGCAAGAAAUGGAAGAGAGCAAGAAGGAGAAAGAGCAGCAGUGGCGGACUCACAUUGCAGAGCUGACCUCCAGCCAGGAGAAGACACUGCAAGACAGACUGGCAAGACUGAGGAGAUUCAGGGAGUUUCAGAGGAAGGUCCUAGUAGAGGAGUCAGGGAUGGAGGAUGGGGAGGCAAGCCUCACGGUCAACCAACUUCUCACCAGGAUGUAGAUGCACCAUAUGAGAGACUAACUCAUGAUAAACGUGCUUUUUGUUCUUUAACAUCAAUAAAUGAUCACUGUGUCAACUAA
Messenger RNA from Micropterus salmoides (largemouth bass), 445 nucleotides. RefSeq names its product capping protein inhibiting regulator of actin dynamics. Bases 42 to 365 code for a protein of 107 amino acids. The record is from RefSeq and is a predicted model, not a curated record. The transcript has 4 exons. NCBI's taxonomy places the organism in Eukaryota, Metazoa, Chordata, Actinopteri, Centrarchiformes, Centrarchidae.